UCCGAACCGAACAGAACUACAGAAAACUUCGAUUAAAAACGGCUGUGGCAACAGAACCGAAAUCUUUGGGCAAAUAUUUGCCAAUUAAGAACCGUCGACGGCGCGUGUGUCUGUGAAUUGUGGGGUGAAGUGAAAUUGGCCAAGCCAAAUAAAAAUUCAGCCAUGUCCGAAUUUGUGCGGCAACAUGGCGAGUACGUGUGGGUGAAGCCGCAGAACACUUCCAGCGAAUUCGCAGUGCCUUUUGGCGCUCGAAUUGUGCGAACGGAAAAAACACAGACCUUGGUGUGCGAUGAUCGCAACAAGCAGUUUUGGGUGCCAGCGGGCGAUGUCCUGAAGGCCAUGCAUAUCACCUCCCAGGAGGGUGUGGAGGAUAUGAUCACAUUGGGAGACUUACAGGAGUAUACUAUACUAAGGAACCUGCAGAAUCGCUAUGCCCAGCAGCUAAUUUAUACCUACACUGGCUCUAUGUUGGUGGCCAUCAAUCCCUACCAGAUUCUGCCUAUCUACACGAAUCGGGAGAUUCAGCUCUACAGGAAUAAGUCCCUAGCUGAACUACCUCCCCACAUUUUUGCCAUAAGUGACAAUGCCUUUCAAAGACUGCAAAGACUUAAGGAGAAUCAGUGUGUGGUCAUUAGUGGCGAAUCAGGGGCUGGAAAAACAGAGAGCACCAAGUUGAUACUGCAAUACCUGGCCGCAAUAAGCGGCAAACAUUCAUGGAUCGAGCAGCAGAUUAUUGAGGCUAAUCCGAUUAUGGAGGCCUUUGGCAAUGCCAAAACUGUGCGGAAUGAUAACUCGUCGAGAUUUGGAAAGUAUAUCGAGAUCAGAUUCACACCAGAGGGUGCCAUUCAGGGAGCGAGAAUCCAGCAGUAUCUUUUGGAAAAAUCCCGCAUUGUUUUCCAGAGCCGUGAAGAACGCAAUUACCACAUUUUCUACUGCAUGUUGGCGGGACUUUCAGCUCCGGAAAGAGAGCGCCUAAAGUUGCAGGAGCAGUCGCCCAGUCAGUAUCAUUAUUUGGCCCAAGGAGGAUGCUUUACGUUGCCGGGCAAAGGAGAUGCCAAGGAUUUUGCCGACAUUAGGGCGGCCAUGAAGGUGCUUUCAUUUAAGCCAGAGGAAGUGUGGAGUAUACUCAGUUUACUGGCGGCCAUUUUGCAUCUGGGUAACCUGAGAUUUACGGCCACGGAAGUGGCCAAUUUGGAAGCUGCUGAGAUAGACGACACUCCGAAUCUACAGAGAGUUGCUCAGUUACUGGGAAUACCCGUGUCCCCUCUAAAUGCGGCUCUCACCCAAAGGACGAUCUUUGUGCAUGGUGAGCAUGUGACCACCAGUUUGUCCAAAGAAGCGGCACUUGAAGGACGAGACGCCUUUGUGAAGUCCCUCUACGAUGGCAUUUUUGUGCGCAUUGUGCGAAGGAUCAAUGAGACUAUAAACAAACAAGUCGAUCAGCCCAUGAAUAGCAUAGGUGUUCUGGAUAUCUUCGGCUUCGAGAACUUUGACAAUAACAGCUUCGAGCAACUGUGCAUCAACUAUGCCAAUGAGAAUCUACAGCAGUUUUUCGUGGGACAUAUCUUCAAGAUGGAGCAGGAUGAGUACCAAAACGAGCACAUCAAUUGGCAGCACAUUGAGUUUCAGGAUAAUCAACAAAUCCUGGAUCUGAUUGGCAUGAAACCCAUGAAUUUGAUGUCUCUUAUUGAUGAGGAGUCCAAGUUUCCCAAGGGCACUGAUCAAACUCUACUCGAAAAGCUCCAUGUUCAGCAUGGCAAUCGAUCCAUUUACGUGAAAGGAAAAACCACCCAAACCUCGCUUUUUGGAAUACGUCAUUAUGCCGGCGUGGUUAUGUACAAUCCAUUGGGCUUCCUUGAAAAGAAUCGCGAUUCCUUCAGCGGUGAUCUGAGGUCCUUGGUUCAACGAUCUGCUAAUAAAUAUUUGGUGGACAUAUUCCCUCAUGAAAUGCCCAUGGAUACGGCCAAGAAGCAGCCCACUUUGUGCGUGAAAUUUAGGAACUCUUUGGACAUGCUGAUGCGUACUUUGUCGCAGGCACAUCCAUACUUUAUUCGAUGCAUCAAGCCAAAUGAAUUUAAGGAGCCAAAGAAUUUUGACAAGGAGCUGUGUGUACGACAGUUACGCUACUCGGGCAUGAUGGAGACCGCUCGCAUUCGAAGGGCGGGCUACCCGAUCCGCCACGCCUACCGUGCCUUCGUGGAGCGAUACCGCCUGCUGGUGCCACCUGUAGGUCCUCUCGAAACAUGCGACUGCCGUACGGUGGCACGGCAGAUCUGUGAAGUUGCUCUACCCGCCGAUUCUGAUCGUCAGUAUGGAAAAACCAAGCUUUUCCUGAGGGACGACGACGAUGCCAGUCUGGAACUGCAGCGAUCCCAAGUGAUGCUUAGGAGCAUUGUGACCAUACAGCGAGGCAUCAGGAGGGUUCUGUUCAGGCGCUAUCUGAAGAGAUACCGCGAGGCCAUUAUCACGGUUCAGCGAUAUUGGCGGGGUCGUCUGCAGCGUCGUAAGUACCAGAUAAUGCGGCAGGGAUUCCAUCGCUUGGGAGCCUGUAUAGCUGCUCAGCAGUUGACCACCAAGUUCACGAUGGUCCGAUGUCGAACUAUCAAACUCCAGGCCUUGAGUCGUGGCUAUCUGGUGCGCAAAGAUUUCCAGCAGAAGUUGCUGGAGAAUCGAAAACAGCAGCAGAUGAAGAAGGAGGAGUUACUGAAGUUGGCCAAGCUAAAGGAAGCCGAAGAGGUGCUAAGAUUAAAGCAACUUAAGGAGCAGAAGCAGAAGGAGCAAAAGGAUCUGGAGGAGAAGCGAUUGAAAGAAGAGCAAAGGCUCAAGGCCGAGGCAGCUACUCGCAACGCCGUGGCCAUGGCUGCAGUGCAGCAGCCCAGGAGAGGCAGGUCCAUCAAGCAAGAGGCACCCAAGGCUCCGACCCUCCAGGCCCGAAUGUCCCUGCCACCACCGCCCACCACACUGAUAGCAGCUGCCCCACUGGCAACGCGGCCCGCCAGUGCCACCACCAGGAUCAACGUAAUACCCGAGAGUCCUGGGGGAACCAUUGAUGUGGAGUCCUCCAAGCAGAUGGUGGACGACGUGUUCCGGUUUCUCAACGACGAGCCCGACGCUGCAUUGAGGAAAUUUAAUAACAUUUCUUCAGGCGAUACUAUACGCCUACCGAAGCCAGUGACUAAUAAUAUCGAUACCACCGACUUUAGUUAUCUGAAAUAUGCCUCCACCUAUUUCUGCGGAGGCGCCACGGCGCAGCAUGAAAGAAAACCCCUGAAGCAAUCCUUAUUAAAGCAUGAGCAUCCUAUUGAUGAAAUGGCUUCUAAGGCCAUUUGGUUAACCAUCCUCCGUUUCAUGGGUGACAUGCCGGAGAUUGUUUCUUCCCCCAUUUUAAACUUAUACGACAAUGAAAACCUGAUGACAGAAAUGUCAAGCUUCUUAAGCACUUCUGGUUCUUAUAAGCCACGUUUGUUUGUGCGUCAAACCCAAAGGCGAUCCCCGAAAAUUGUGGGAAAAGGUCAAAAGGAAGCCGAGGAAUUCUACCAACAUUGGCUUAACGUUCCCAGGAGUCACCUAGAUAAACUGCACUUCAUUAUAGGGCAUGGAAUAUUGAAGGACACCCUAAGGGACGAAAUCCUUGCCCAGAUCUGCAAACAGUUAUAUCUUAACCCCAGUCGGAGCUCCUAUUCCCGUGGAUGGUUGCUCCUUUCGCUUUGCUUGAGCUGCUUUCCACCCAGCAGCGAUUUCGAGCCCCAUUUGCGAAGUUUCAUGAAGCAGGGAACCGCCCAACUGCAGGCCAUUCCCUGCUUUCAGCGAUUGGAGCGAACUCUGGUGAACGGAUCCCGCUGUCAGCCACCCUCGCUAUUUGAACUACAAGCUAUCCAGGGUCGUCAGGCCCUCAAGUUGGACAUUCACCUGAUGGACGGACAGCAGAGAAGGUUGCAGGUGGACGCGGCAAGUACCUCUCGAGAGGCGGUACAUCAACUAUGCCACGGAUUGGGUCUUACCGAUACCUUUGGCUUUGGCUUGGUAAUGUCACUGAACGGGAAGUUAGUUCCACUGGGAGCUGGUCACGAGCACGUCCUUGAUGCUAUUUCGGAGUGUGAGCAACGUCAGAUGGAUGCCCCUUGGAAACUCUACCUCCGCAAGGAAAUGUUUGCCACUUGGUAUGAUCCAUCGGUGGAUCCAAAGGCCACUCAGCUUAUAUACAAGCAAAUCUUGAAUGGCUUAAAGUGCGGAGAGUAUCGUUGCCGCUCUGAGAAAGACAUUGCCAUGGUGUGCGCACUGGCCUGUUUUAUAGAACAUGGACCGGGUGAGAUCUUUCGAUUGAAACCCGCUGAGAUAACUGCGUUUGUCCCCAGGGAUCUUCUGGCUCCAGGUGAACGAGCCAUCGAUAACUGGAGUCGGUUAAUAGCAGCCACCUAUGAAAAGAGCUCUUAUGUAAAGGAAAAACAGAAGGACCUACAAUUAGAGCCCCAGAAGAGAGCCAAGGAGGACAUCUGUCUAUUUGCUCACCUAUCUUGGCCCAUGAGACACUCUCGAUUAUUUGAAGUGAUUCGCAAAGAGGGACCCAAACUCCAAAGUGAUGAGCUGAUGCUGGGCAUCAACUCCACUGGGAUUUUCCUUAUAGACGAAACCGAACAGGUGCUGGCCUCCUGUAGUUUCGGCGAGUUACUGAAAGUUACAUUGGAAGCCAAUGAUGAACUGCAUAUAAUGACCUACCAACAUGUUAAUUUUGUACUGCAGUGCAGUACAGCUCAAGAUGCCAACGAGGUGAUAAACUAUAUGCUGGACAAUCUCCGCCAGCGUUCAAGCUUCGGAAUUGCUAUUGAUCAGGUCUUGGAGGGAGAUCAAGAAGAUUUCCUAAUCCUAUCCCCUGGUGACCUCAUCGAAUUCGAGGCAGGGGUAACGGGUGCACAGCUAUUAUCUGGCAAUGCCAAAGACUGCUAUAGGGGCUGUGUUAAUGGCCAUUGGGGUCACUUUGCUGCAGGGAAUGUUCGCAUUUUAGCCACUCUCACCAAGCCGAGCGAUAAACUACAAGAUAUCUUCAGGGAGGGCAGAUUUGAAGAACCCCCAAAACCAACGCCUCGGGCGAAUCACUCCCGUCGUCGUCAACAUAUCAUCUCUCAGCUGGCUGAGACACAUUUCAGGGAGCCAUUAGACUCUGACAAGGCUUCCCUCUCGCAGUUUUCUCCGGAACCACUGAAGGCACCUCUGCUUAAAGCUGUGGUUAAAGUACCACCACUUUUCCAACAAGCAUUGGUGAUUCAUCAUCACAUACUUAAGUACAUGGGUGACAUAGCAAAGAGCAAUCUGCCUGUAAACACGGACCUCAUCUUCCAGCCAGCUCUACAGCAUCCCCUUCUGUGUGAUGAGCUCUAUUGCCAGCUGAUGAAGCAGCUAACGAAUAAUCCAUCCAGCGAUAGCGAGAAGCGGGGCUGGGACCUGCUUUACUUGGCCACGGGCUUGGUGUCUCCCAGUGUCCUGAUUAUGAGGGAACUGAUUAUCCUGUUGCGCAUGCGUGCCGAUGCCCUUGCAGAUGCCUGCCUCAAACGGUUGAAACGUUCCUUGGCCCAAGGACAGCGAAAACAAGCGCCACAUCUCAUUGAGGUUGAGGGCAUUCAACAGCGCUGCCUGCACAUCUACCACAAGAUAUAUUUUCCCGAUGAUACAGUUGAAGCUUUCGAGAUUGAAUCACACACCCGGGGAGCAGAGCUCAUUGCGGAUAUAGCUCAAAGAUUGGAACUCAAGUCACUUGUGGGCUAUAGUAUUUUUUUGAAGACCGGCGAUAGAGUGUAUGCCAUGCCGGAAGAGGACUUUGUUUUUGAUUUCAUAACUCAACUUAUUUACUGGUUAAAACAGCAGAAGACCCUGCGUUCCAUAUCCGAUGGUCACUACCAACUGCACUUUAUGAGAAAGUUGUGGUUGAACAACCUUCCAGGGGAAGAUCCAAAUGGAGAUGUGAUCUUCAGCUAUCCCCAAGAGCUUCACAAAUACCUAAAAGGCUAUUAUCCUAUCGAUUGCGAGCAGGCCUCGCAUUUGGCUUGUCUUGUGUACAGUGCGGAUCAUGAUGUGAGCUUGCAAAGACUACCGGAAGUGCUGCCACGUUUAAUACCAGAAGAUCUAAUACCUCUUCAAACCGUGGCUGAAUGGAGGCAACAAAUCCUGCCCAAACUCCACCGCGAUCAUUUGACUGAGGAUCAUGCCAAGCUUUUGUUCCUCCAAGAACUCUGCCAUUUCUCUUGUUUCGGUUCCACUUUCUUUGUUGUCAAACAGCAAAACGAGGAUGGCCUACCGGAAUCGCUCUUAGUAGCAAUUAACAGCUCUGGAUUCCAUCUGUUGGAUCCACAAACUAAAGAGAUCCUUCGCAGCUACGAGUACUCCCAAUUGGGAAUGUGGAGCUCGGGCAAAAACCACUUCCACAUCCGGUUUGGUAACAUGAUCGGAGCCUCGAAGCUGCUGUGCAGCACCACCCAAGGUUACAAAAUGGACGAUUUGCUGGCCUCUUAUAUGAGGUAUUUUAAUGAAAACGAGUAA
This is a messenger RNA of Drosophila rhopaloa, 6531 nucleotides long. Its product is annotated as myosin-VIIa. Bases 163 to 6531 code for a protein of 2122 amino acids. Gene Ontology annotation, cellular component: cytoskeleton; myosin complex. The transcript has 10 exons. NCBI's taxonomy places the organism in Eukaryota, Metazoa, Arthropoda, Insecta, Diptera, Drosophilidae. Gene Ontology annotation, molecular function: protein binding; ATP binding; cytoskeletal motor activity. The record is from RefSeq and is a predicted model, not a curated record.